Lacerta agilis (Sand lizard) is the source of this 2557-nucleotide messenger RNA. It is a transcript of the gene PCCA, whose product is annotated as propionyl-CoA carboxylase subunit alpha. The coding region runs from base 62 to 2254 and encodes 730 amino acids. NCBI's taxonomy places the organism in Eukaryota, Metazoa, Chordata, Lepidosauria, Squamata, Lacertidae. The record is from RefSeq and is a predicted model, not a curated record. Gene Ontology annotation, cellular component: mitochondrion. The transcript is spliced from 24 exons. Gene Ontology annotation, molecular function: propionyl-CoA carboxylase activity; metal ion binding; ATP binding.
GGCGAGGUGAAAGGGCGGCCCAUAGGCCGCUUGAGGUAGAGCUCCGGAGGCUGAGCCAACGAUGAUGGCGGCGGCGGCGGCCUCUCUGCGCCGGGUGGGCGCUUGGCAGCAGCGGCAACAGCAGCAGCGACGCGGAGCUCUGGAGCGGCUGUUCGGGGCGCGAGCGUGUAUUGCACAACUUUCAAAAUGGAGAUGGUACCUUAUUACUUCUCGUGGAUUGCACUCAACAGCAUAUGAUCCAAAUGAAAAGACAUUUGAGAAGCUUCUUAUUGCCAACAGAGGAGAAAUUGCCUGUAGAGUAAUUAAAACAUGCAAGAAGAUGGGUAUUAAAACGGUUGCUAUACACAGUGAUGUUGAUUCCAGUGCGGUCCAUGUGAAAAUGGCGGAUGAAGCAGUCUGUGUUGGCCCAGCUCCCACUAGUAAAAGCUACCUCAACAUGGAUGCUAUCAUGGAAGCCAUUAAAAAAACCCGGGCCCAAGCUGUCCAUCCAGGAUAUGGAUUCCUAUCUGAAAACAAAGAAUUUUCUGGCCGUCUGGCAUCAGAAGGUGUUGCUUUCAUUGGACCAGACAUGCAUGCUAUUCAAGCAAUGGGGGACAAGAUAGAAAGCAAACUACUAGCCAAGAAUGCAAAGGUCAACACUAUACCUGGUUUUGAUGGGGUGGUCAAGGAUGCAGAUGAAGCUGUCAGAAUUGCAAGGGAAAUUGGCUACCCCGUCAUGAUCAAGGCUUCAGCAGGCGGUGGUGGGAAAGGCAUGAGAAUUGCGUGGGAUGAUGAAGAGACCAGGGAAGGUUUUAGAUUUUCAUCCCAAGAAGCUGCUUCAAGUUUUGGUGAUGAUCGAUUGUUAAUAGAAAAGUUUAUUGAUAAUCCACGUCACAUAGAAAUUCAGGUAUUGGCUGAUAAACAUGGCAACGCAUUGUGGCUGAAUGAAAGAGAGUGUUCUAUUCAGAGGAGAAAUCAGAAAGUUAUUGAAGAAGCACCAAGCACUUUCCUGGAUCCUGAGACACGCAGAGCUAUGGGAGAACAAGCAGUGGCUCUUGCAAAAGCUGUAAAAUACUCAUCUGCUGGAACAGUGGAAUUCCUUAUAGACUCAAGAAAGAAUUUCUUCUUCUUGGAAAUGAACACUAGACUUCAGGUUGAACAUCCCAUCACAGAAUGCAUUACCGGUCUGGACCUAGUCCAAGAAAUGAUCCGUGUUGCCAAGGGUUACCCUCUGAGGCACAAACAGGCUGAUAUUCCUAUCAACGGCUGGGCGGUUGAAUGUCGAGUAUAUGCUGAGGAUCCCUACAAAUCUUUUGGUCUGCCAUCUAUUGGUAGAUUGUCUCAGUACAAAGAACCGCUGCAUGUGCCCAAUGUACGUGUUGAUAGUGGCAUACAGCAAGGAAGUGAAAUCAGCAUUUAUUAUGAUCCUAUGAUUUCAAAAUUGAUCACCUAUGGAUCCAACAGAGCUGAAGCUUUGCAAAGAAUGGAAGAGGCCUUGGAUAAUUACGUUAUUAGAGGUGUGGCCCACAAUAUUGCAUUACUACGGGAAGUGAUCAUCCAUCCACGCUUUGUCCAGGGAGACAUCAACACAAAAUUUCUUCCAGACGUGUAUCCUGAUGGCUUUAAAGGACACACGUUGAAGGACUCUGAAAAAAGGGAGCUACUGGUAACAGCGGCGUCUUUGUAUGUGUUUGAACGACUUAGAUCACAGAGAUUUCUGGGAACUCCAAGGGUUUCUGUUGUUCCACCUGAUGCUAACAACUGGGAGCUAUCAAUCCAGCUGGGGGAAACAACUCACUCAGUUGUAGCUUCAAGUCAAGGAUCUACAUUCUUGGUGGACGUCGACGGGAUAAAACUUAGUGUGACUGGGGAGUGGAACUUGGCUUCAGCCCUGCUGUCUGUCAAUGUAAAUGGUGUUCAGAGGACUAUACAGUGCCUUUCACGUGAUGCAGGUGGAAAUCUUAGCAUUCAGUUCCUUGGCACAGUGUACAAGUUACGUAUCCUGACCAAGCUUGCGGCAGAACUCAGCAAGCACAUGCCAGAGAAAGUGGUGGAGGAUACCUCCAGCAUCCUGAGAUCACCCAUGCCUGGAGCAGUGGUGGCAGUUUCCGUAAAGCCUGGAGACAUGGUUGCAGAAGGUCAGGAGGUCUGUGUGAUUGAAGCUAUGAAAAUGCAGAACAGUUUGGUUGCUGCUAAAACUGGCAAGGUGAAAGCUGUACACUGCAAAGCUGGUGAAACUGUCGGGGAAGGAGAUGAGCUUGUGGAACUGGAAUGAAACUAUUUAUUUCAUAUGUUGCCACAAUUGGACGAUCACCUUCUAUGUUCCUCCACAAAUUCAAAUGAACAUUAAGGUAGCAAGCAAAUUAUGUAAACUAAAUCGAUGCAAUGGUGUGUUUUUUAAACUAUCUUAAACAAGAGGCAAGGGUCCAUGGUUUACCUUGCUGAGACUGAACUUAAAAUUGCCUCUGGAUCUCAUAUAUCACUCCUUUUAUAAAUACCUGUACAUAUGGGAUUUGUAAUUCUCUUCUGCAGUUCUAAUGCUAUCAAACAAAUUAAUAAAAGCAUUUUUGCAUAUAAA